AUGGCUGCUGUCACCUCUCCUACCCUCGCCAACACGGCCUCGCCCGAUAAGUCGGCCGCCCGUCCCAGCGGGAUGCCCAUCAACUCCACAGGCGCCGGCGCUGACCCCGCCUCUAACGUCACCCUCCGCGCGCUCGUCUCCACCAAAGAAGCCGGUGUGAUCAUCGGCAAGGGCGGCAAAACUGUCGCCGAGAUCAGGGAACAGACCGGCACCAAGGCGGGUGUCUCGAAGGCUGUCCAGGGCGUCCACGAUCGGAUCUUCAGCGUCAGUGGGGGCCUGGAGGGUGUCAGCAAAGCCUACGCUAUCGUGGCCGAUGCCAUCCUGCAGAAUCCCCUAGCUGCAACCGACCCCGCCCUCACCGUCCCCCCACCAACGGCCACCACCACCAUCAUCCGCGUCCUCGUCUCUCACAACCUGAUGGGAUCGAUCAUCGGCCGACAGGGCUCGAAGAUCAAAGAGAUCCAGGACACAUCCGGCGUCAGGAUGGUGGCCUCCAAGGAGAUGCUCCCCCAGUCCACCGAGCGGGUCGUCGAGGUCCAAGGCACGCCGGAUGCCAUCCGCGUGGCCAUCCACGAGAUCGGCAAGUGUCUCAUGGAAGAUUGGGAACGUGCCCAUGGCACCGUCCUCUACCAGCCUGGUGCCCUCGGCGCCGAAGGCCCCUCGCCCGCCUACCCCGGCGGCGUCCUCGCCGGCGGCUUCGGCGGCGCCAGCCAAGGCUUCAGCAACGGCCGUCGCAGCAGCGCCCCCCUAGGCACUGCCAACGGAAACGUCCUGCCCGGAGCCGCCCGCCGCGCCUCGAACUACAUCAACCCCACCGGCAUCGACAACCCGCCCCAUCGAUCCCGGGAAGGCUCGCUCGGCGCCAGCCUACCCCCAGCUUCCGCCGACCAAGCCUUACGCACCCAAAAUAUCUCGAUUCCGUCGGACAUGGUCGGAUGCAUCAUCGGCAAAGGUGGCGCCAAGAUCAACGAGAUCCGGCGACUGUCCGGCUCGAAGAUCAGCAUCGCUAAAACCCCUCACGACGAAUCUGGAGAGCGGAUGUUCACGAUCAUCGGCUCGCCCGAAGCCAACGAGAAAGCCUUGUUCCUCCUAUACAACCAACUCGAGAGCGAGAAGGAGAGGCGCGUCAACACGGUCCAAGAAGAGGAGGCCCAAUGA
Molecule: messenger RNA, 1158 nt
Organism: Puccinia triticina
Lineage: Eukaryota; Fungi; Basidiomycota; Pucciniomycetes; Pucciniales; Pucciniaceae
Exons: 5
Coding region: 1-1158 (385 amino acids)
Biological process (GO): 3'-UTR-mediated mRNA stabilization
Cellular component (GO): cytoplasm; nucleus
Molecular function (GO): mRNA 3'-UTR AU-rich region binding
Source: RefSeq, a predicted model, not a curated record